Molecule: messenger RNA, 1809 nt
Organism: Galeopterus variegatus (Sunda flying lemur)
Lineage: Eukaryota; Metazoa; Chordata; Mammalia; Dermoptera; Cynocephalidae
Product: protein FAM186A-like
Exons: 2
Coding region: 24-719 (231 amino acids)
Source: RefSeq, a predicted model, not a curated record
UCAGUCUGAUCCUGACCCUGAUCAUGACCCUGACCCUGACCCGGGCCCUCAGUCUGGCCCUGGCUCUAGCCCUGAUCCUGACUCUGGCCCUGGCCCUGAUCCAAGCCCUGAUCCUGACCCUGACACUGGCCCUGAAUCUGUCCCUAUCCUUGACCUUGGCCCUGCCCCAAGCCCUGACUCUGGCCCUGAGCUUCCCUCUAACCCUGACCCUGGCACUGAUGCUGACCCUGAUCGUGACCCUGACCCUGAACCUGGCAUUGAGUCUGGCCCUGACCAUGGGCCUAAUCCUGACCCUGACUCUGGUCCUGACCCUGACCCUAAUCCAGGCUCUGCCCCUGCCCCUAAUCCUGACCCUGACUCUGGCCCAUUCUCUGACCAUAACCCUGGCCCUAACCCUGAGCCUUACCUUCACCCUGACCUGGGUACAGAUUGUGGGCCUAACUCUGGCCCUUGCUCUGACCCUGACACUGACCCUGACUCUGACCCUAAUCCUAUCCAUGCCCAUGGGCUUGGUCCUGGCUCUGGCUCCAGUCCUGGCCCUGAAUCUGGUCCUGCGUCUGACCCAGACCCUGGCCCUGUCUCCUGAUCCUGACUGUGACCCUGGCCCUGACCCUCACCCUGACCUUGACCUUGACCAUGACCUCAGCAUUGCCAGUUUUAGCUCUCCUCUCCCUGACUUGGCCCCACAACAGGCAGCCUGUCACUAUGUCUCCCCAUGAUCCCAAGGCUUCCUGUGCUCCUCUACAUGCUCACCCCAGUGACCCCAGUCCCCACUACCCACCAGCCAGGGGGUUUCCUUCAAGGCUUUUCUAGGGCCCCAGGGCAGGAGGCCUCAGGUCCAGAAGCCGUCUAGGGCCAGCCCAGGUAUGGCUCCCCACCAGGGAGCCCAGCCCAGCAGAGCCAGAGGCAGAAAGGGGGUGCUUGGUGGGGAGGCUGGGCAGAUCGGUGGGGGAUCCUGGGAUCCUACCCUCCAUCACUGACCUGCUGUCCACAUGAGGACAAGGGCCACAGGUGAACUUCCUGCCUCGUCCCGACUCCUUUAAGCCACAACAGGUGUCUGUACCCUGGACAUGAACAGGACAGGAGGGCCUCUGCAGACCAAGAGGCUGGGAUCAUGCGGUGGGACUGUGCCAGAUUGGACUAUAGUUGUGAAGGUCCUGGCUCAGGUGGUGGGACAGGGCAGAGACCCUUGCCUAGACAGAGCAGUGUAGACACUAGGGUCCAGCUCCACAUUCCGGUGGGCAGUCAGGAGGGACUUGAGCACUGUCACCUGCAUAGUGCUGCCCAGGUUGAUAAUGGAGGGGCCUGUCCUAGGGCCAAGGCUGAUCCUCGGCAGGCUGAUGUCCUGGAGCAUCCCUACCCUUGUAGGAGCCAUGCUGGUCACUGCUGCCACCCACUCUGGCCUCCAGAGAUGUUCCCCUUCACAGCUCUGGCCCAAAAAUGAACCCAAGGGCUUUCCCGUGCGGGACUGGACACUUAACAGGACCUCACCCAGGGCUCAGGAUUGGCCAUGGGUAGCCUGAGCCUGGGCAGCUGGACUCCUUGCCAACUCCUCACACACAGUUGUGCAAAGUGGACACACUUGUGGAAGAUCAAAUUAAAGACAACAGAAUAUCUGUUCCCUGCCCCCUCCCUGGCAAGCAGAUGACUUUCCCCUGUCUCACCUCUGUGUGCCUGAUCAGCAUUGCCCCCACCUGAAGGAGCCACUGUUAAAUGUUCGGGAAUUCUGCAGUCCAGUCAGUAAACACAGGCAUUGUCAACAGUCAAGUUAUUUAAAUAUACACUUGAAUAAACCAUAUUAAAAACGAA